Messenger RNA from Ziziphus jujuba (common jujube), 1539 nucleotides. RefSeq lists its product as uncharacterized. NCBI's taxonomy places the organism in Eukaryota, Viridiplantae, Streptophyta, Magnoliopsida, Rosales, Rhamnaceae. The record is from RefSeq and is a predicted model, not a curated record. The transcript is spliced from 6 exons. Gene Ontology annotation, molecular function: prostaglandin-E synthase activity. Bases 139 to 1155 code for a protein of 338 amino acids. Gene Ontology annotation, cellular component: mitochondrion.
UCGACCAACCUAUUCAUGAUUCGGUAAAAACCGACUUAAACCCUCGAGAAAAAUCUGAACAAGCAAAAAAGCUUUCAUUUUUUCUCAACGACCAAACGAAGAGUUUAGAGAGAGAGAGAGAGAGAGCGAGCGAUCGCCAUGAGAAGAGUCGCCAUUCUCGCGUCCUCUUCGUCCGCAAUCCUCUCACGAACCCUCGCCACCGCUCAAGGUGGAGCCACUUCCACGCCCGCCGUUCACAGCCGCCUUCUUCAGGUGGCGUUGUACGGAAGUGGCGCCGGAGAGGGAUUUUCCCAUGCUCGCAGGCGGCGUCCUAUCUUCGGUUCCUUUACUGGGUCUGGUCGGAAUUCGUCUGUUGGUGUCGCUGGAGCUCUGAUCUCGGUCGCUGCCGUUUCUGCGACACUCUCUCAGGAAGUCCACGCUAAGGAACCACCUCCGCCUGAGCUCGUCCCCAAGGAUGUCAUUCUUUAUCAGUACGAAGCUUGCCCUUUUUGCAACAAAGUGAAAGCAUUUUUGGACUACUAUGAUGUACCCUACAAAGUUGUGGAGGUCAACCCAUUAAGUAAGAAAGAGAUCAAGUGGUCUGAUUAUAAGAAGGUCCCAAUACUGAUGGUUGAUGGUGAACAGCUGGUUGACUCAUCAGCUAUAAUUGAUCAGUUGGAUGCCAAAAUUCAUUCCAAGAAAGUAGCUAAGUCUUCGUCAGAGGAUGAUGAUGAAGAGACAAAGUGGCGCAAGUGGGUUGAUAAUCAUUUGGUGCAUGUGUUAUCACCAAACAUUUACCGAAAUACAUCAGAGGCCCUUGAAUCAUUUGACUAUAUCACGAGCAAUGGUAACUUUAGCUUCACUGAAAAACUUACAGUGAAGUAUGCAGGGGCCGCAGCCAUGUACUUUGUGUCCAAGAAGCUGAAAAAGAAAUAUAACAUUACUGAUGAACGUGCUGCCCUGUAUGAAUCAGCAGAAACAUGGGUGGAUGCUCUGAAUGGGCGAGAGUUUCUUGGGGGCUCCAAGCCUAAUCUAGCUGAUCUUGCUGUCUAUGGGGUUCUAAGACCGAUCCGUUAUCUGAAGUCUGGUAGAGACAUGGUGGAGAACACACGAAUUGGGGAAUGGUAUAGGAGAAUGGAGAAUGCUGUGGGAGAGUCUGCAAGGAUAAAGGCAUGACUGCAUUUUGUUGUGCUUUUAUAGAUGGACUCUCUGCUUCAUUUUGAGUUUGCAGAUUCUAUGAGCAAACUAUAUACAAUAGAAGAGUGAGGAGAGAUUUUUCAACCAACAUUCUUAGUCAUUGGCCAGUAGAUGACCCUUACUAUUGGUGAUAAAUGCCACUGGCGCCUAUGCAAAAUUUUGCUAUUAAAAGUGUUAUUAUUUGGAAAACCCAAAUCAUAUUUUUUCUCUCACAACAUAAUGUUUAUUCAUACAACACGUGAAUCUAUUAAUCAGCAGUACAAGGAAUAAAUAAAUUUCAGAUUAUGACUUGUGAAUUUGACCAGGGUUAUUGUAAUUUUAUAAUAUUGAAUAUGAGUAUUUUAGUUUUGUUGGUUUUUAGUA